This is a messenger RNA of Haemorhous mexicanus (house finch), 1131 nucleotides long. RefSeq lists its product as uncharacterized. Gene Ontology annotation, cellular component: perinuclear region of cytoplasm. Lineage: Eukaryota; Metazoa; Chordata; Aves; Passeriformes; Fringillidae. The transcript has 7 exons. The coding region runs from base 1 to 1131 and encodes 376 amino acids. The record is from RefSeq and is a predicted model, not a curated record.
AUGCUGCUGAGUAUUGUGACCUCCUUCAAGUACGUGUCCGUUCACAGUGAGGAGAGAAGGAGAAAAGGCUCCUCUUUCUCUGCCUUGGCUGGAAGGCAGGGUAAUGUUGAGCAGGUUCUACCACAUAGAAAAGCUCUGAAACCAGGCAUGGUACUCCUCUUUGAACUCUUCCUUCUUCGUGGCACCUAUACCUGGAUUGAUCGAGAAGCGGGAUGGGGAGCUUUUCCCUUAUGUGAUAACAAUUUUAAUGCUUUGGAGGGAAAAUUUAAAUGUCCCUUCCUCAGAGGACAUUAUGACUCCAAAAUUGAUCGAUUCAAAAAAAUCGAAAAUUUUAUUUCUCAGGACUUGGAUCAUUGGUUAUGCAAUCUCUACUUUCAGAUAAUUAAACUACCGCAGGAUUCAGAUAAGCAAAGUAAGCAUGGUAUGCAUGUUCAUCUGCCACCUGAACUUCUUAUGUAUUCAAGAACUGCUGAAAAGAAUGGUGUCUCAGAGAAUGUUGUACAGUCUGGACCACAAGGGCAACCUCUGACCUCCCCGAAAGAUCCUGACACUCAUAAGGGAAGUAUUCCCACUGUUGUAAAGGAAGUGGAAAAGCAGUUUAAUGCUGCCAAAGGAGGAGAAGCGUGUGUGUCAGAAGAAGCUGUGAGGAAAAGAGAAGAGCUUAAAAUGCUUCCAGCAGAGGAUUGCCAAGAUUGCCAUGGCAAUGCAGACAAGCACUGUGGCUCGUUUUGGCUGGAGGAGGUCCAAGAAGGACAUCACAAGGUCAGCAGGAAUAACCCACCUGACCAAUGCUAUGAAUUAAAAUCAGGUCCAGAGAACAAUGCAAGCCAAGAAGAAGGGAAAACAUCUGCAGACAGCAAUUUUCAUUUGGAAGACUUGGAGAAAUAUACCUUUUCUGUAUGCUGCCGCUCUUCUGCUUCUGCUGAUGUGAAACUAUGCAGGCAGGUUGUGGAGCGUUUCCAUUUCGUGGUGUACACGGCCUUUUCAGAGCUGGGAGCCACACACUGGCGCUCCAAGGACUUUUGGCUGCUUGCACUGCUGGUAGUUGUGCUUUGGUUCCUGAGACUUUACCUGCAUUAUUUGAGCCAGUGGCUCUUCCUUCGGACCAUCUCAGUUCCUGUUGCAAAGUAA